GGAAUUUGAAUCCUGUUUGAAGGGGGGAGAGAGGGACGAGGAAAGAGCCAGGGGAAUGUUUGAGUGAGUCUGAGGGAACCGGUGGGCUGAGAGAGAUUUGGACGAAAGACUGCAGGGAGCACUGGUUUAAAAAUACUCCAUCGGUUGCUGGAAAUAGACUGAACAACUUAAUCUGAAAGACUCGGUGCGCCUUUUACGCAGCGCUUUUUUUUUUGGGUAACUAGAAGUUUGGUGGACACUACUUCGCAUUGGGAUCAACCAAAACAACAGCAGGAGGGGGAGAAGCAACAAGACUUUACAGCAGCUCUCUCUCUCUAAAAAAAAAAACUGUCUGUCUCAUUAAAAGAGGAACUGAAACGACGGGAUCCGGUUUGCUUCGGUCCCAUUUGUGGAUAAUCACUUUUCAACUUUUUUCAGCGCAACAACUUUGGAUCUUUGAGCUGCUGAGAUGCGGUGAUGGAGUCCGGUGAUGUUUCCAAGAUGACUCCCCUUCUUCAGAAGCGUAUUCUCAGAGGUGAUCUCCUCUCAAGAAAAGCCAUGAGCUGGUCCAGAUGGUCCUAUUUGAUCGUCCUCGUCACUUUUACAGUUUGGAGGGCAGCAGCCGCCGACACGCUGACAGAUUUGGAGUUUGAGCGGAGUCCCACUACAGUCAUCUCUUCGCUGGGCAGACCUGUUACAAUGCAGUGCACCCUGAAAGGUAAAGGGGGUGAGGAAGAAGACCUCCCAGAUGUGCUCUGGCUGCGAGAGAGUGUGCCUCUUCAGUACGCAGACACCAACCAGUUCCAGGUCCACACUGGCAGCAACAGUUGGACGGUGAUUAGCACGCUCAGUAUUGAGAAAGUCCAACUCCCUGACAUGGGAUCCUAUCGAUGUGCUGUCAAGACGGAAAGUGGCCAGACGUUGUCCGAGGAGGGGAGCAUUCAGCUGGAGGGCCUUCCUCAUUUCUCUGUGGAGCCUCAGCACAUGUCUGUAGUGGCCAACAUAUCCCUGAGUCUGAGUUGCGUGGCCCACGGACCUCCAGAGCCUGUCAAGGUCAUCUGGCUGCAGGAUGGCGCUCCCCUCAACACCCUGACGGACCCAGUGGCCCUGUCACCCUCCACGCUCAACCUCACAGGUUUGAACAGGACCAGCACCUUUUCUUGUGAGGCCGUUAACGACAAAGGCGUGGCCACCUCUGGAUCUGGUACCAUCACUGUUCUGCCAUCCCAGCCUCAGAAUCUGAAAGCUGUGGAGAUCACCCAGACCAGUCUCCGUGUGUCAUGGCAGCCCGGUUUUGGAGGCGACUACCCGAUAAUCCGUUGCUCUGUUCAGGCCAAACAUUCUGGAGAGUCCUACACAGCGGGCCCGGACCAGAUGAUACACAACCAGAAUGUGAACAUCCCACCAGCCACGCACCUCAUCGGGGACCUGGAGCCCCACAGCCUCUAUGCCGUCAGGGUGGCCUGUCACAGCAGCCAGGGGCCGUCUGACUGGUCGCCCUGGCUGGAGCUCCGCACCAAAGAAGGAGUGCCAGAAAAUCCACCUGUUAACGUGACGGCGGUGCUAAACGGGACGGAGGUGCUGAUGACGUGGGAGGGGCCCACGGGAAAGCUGAACGGAGAGCUGCAGGGCUACAUGGUGGAGUACAGCACACCCGCCGCACAGCAGUUUGUUGUGGAUACUGGAUUGGACAGUGAGCUGUCAAUCAAUCUGUCCGUCCCCCUGUCCAAUGUGUCUUUUCGAGUGUGUGCCUACACAGGGGCGGGGCAAGGACCCUGGACCCCGACGCAGACUCUGACGCUUAUUACCCCUGAAAUGGAAGAAUUCAGAGGUCCGUCCUCGCCCCCGGCCUUUUCCUGGCACUGGUGGUAUGUGGUGAUGGCCAUCGCCGGCGCUGUGUCCAUAGCUGUGCUCAUGGCUGUUUACGUGGCCAAGCUGCGGCGCAAGGAGACACGCUUUGGAGAGGCGUUCGAACCCAUGAUGGAGAGCGGAGAGCUGGUGGUCAGGUAUCGCGCUCGCCGCACCUACAGCCGCAGGACCACGGAAGCCACAUUGAACAGCCUGGGCAUCAGCGACGAGCUGAAGCAGAAGCUCCAAGACGUAAUGGUGGACAGACAUAAACUGACCCUGGGGAAGACUCUGGGAGAAGGAGAGUUUGGCUCUGUGAUGGAAGGCCUGCUCACUCAGGAGGAGUCAGUUCUCAAAGUUGCUGUCAAGACUAUGAAGAUUGCCAUCUGUACCCGCUCAGAGAUGGAAGAUUUUCUUCGCGAGGCUGCCUGCAUGAAAGAGUUUGACCACGCCAAUGUCAUGAGGCUUCUCGGUGUGUGUCUGCAGACUGUUGAGAGUGAAGGCUACCCCUCCCCCGUGGUCAUCCUGCCCUAUAUGAAACAUGGAGACCUGCACAGCUAUCUGCUGUACUCGCGGCUGGGAGACUGUCCUGUGUACCUCCCAUCUCAAAUGCUGGUCAAGUUCAUGACUGACAUUGCCCGAGGAAUGGAGUACCUCAGCAGCAAGAACUUCAUCCACAGAGACCUCGCUGCUCGCAACUGCAUGCUGAAUGAGAACAUGAACGUAUGCGUGGCCGACUUCGGCCUCUCCAAGAAGAUCUACAACGGAGACUACUACAGGCAGGGCCGCAUCUCGAAGAUGCCUGUCAAAUGGAUCGCCAUCGAAAGCUUGGCUGACCGCGUCUACACCACCAAGAGUGACGUGUGGUCGUUUGGAGUCACCAUGUGGGAGAUCGCCACGCGGGGCCAGACUCCGUACCCCGGGGUCGAGAACAGUGAGAUUUAUGAUUACUUGAGACAAGGAAACCGUCUCAAACAGCCUCCAGACUGUCUGGACUGCAUCUACUCCCUGAUGUUCUCGUGUUGGCUACUGAGCCCAAAGGAUCGUCCAUCAUUUGAGUCUCUGCGCUGUGAGCUGGAAAAAGCCCUCGAGGAUCUGCCGGAUCCCCAGGACCCAGAUGAGAUCUUGUACGUCAACAUGGACGAGUCCCCCAUGGAGCUCGGGGCCGUCGGUGGCCGAGACCCCAUCGGAGGGCCGUCCCCUCUCUGCCUGAAGGGCCUGGACUCUGUGACCACAGUGGAGGUCCACCAGCCGAACCGCUACGUCCUCUGUCCCCAGCACGAGACCAACCGAGCCCUCUCCGACUCCCUGGAGAGCCUGGACAUGCUGGUGUCGUCCUCCACAGCCACGCUGCCUCUACAACCAUCCUGCCACUCCACUCCCAACCCCACCCCAGCUCCCACCCCAACAGUCGAGCUGCUGGAGGACAGGGAAGGGUCCAGGAAGUUGCCCUGGCAAUGACGGCUUCACUCUUUUAAAAAAACAAAAAAAAUGACAAGACUCAUCACUGCCAAAGUGUGCCAUCCUUUCUCCCUAGUCCAAGAUCAAGAUCCAGCCUCUUGCUACUGACUGUAAGAAACUUAACGUGCCCUUACAAACGUAUUUUGCACAAAUACACACACAGACGAAGGCAUUCCAAGGAAGUGAAGGAUUAUUCCUUUGUCAAGCCCCUCUCUUCUAAAAUUAACACAUUACCAAGUGAGUAAUGCAGUAACACUGCAGCACAAUCAGAGAAAUGCAUUCCCAGUCGCUAUAGCAAUAAAAUACCAACUACCUGUACACAGCAGAGUGAUCUCCUUCACGCAUUAAGCUAAAAACAAAACAAAAAAAAUCAAACGUCUCUGUGAAACCAGCUUCACACACUGCCAGAAUCUACAACCAAACAAACUCAGGAGCUUUACAGUGAGUGCGUCCCUGCUCCCGUGCAACUCGGAGCAAACAGAACUUGGAGGAUCGUUGGGGAGCGGCGGUGUCUCUUUCACUGAAGGUGAAGACAACGGGCUGCUCUAAGGUUUAUGGAGUAUGAAGGACAAUAAGAGUUGCAGUUAGUUUGAGCUUCAGACAGAUGUUUCUCUGCCUUCUCUUCUUCACUGCCCACAGGAAAUCAGUCAUAGUAACUAAAGGAGAUAACCAAAUCUGGCAACUUUUGUGUGAAUCUGUUCUGAAUGAGAAACCUCCGUCACAUUCAUCAAAGCCUGAUGUAGCGCUCUAACGGUUUUACACUGCUAGUUGUGCAUUAAGCACCGUGAGCUGUUUCCUCACCGACGAGGUGAGACGCCUGUAUGUACAUCUUUGUCAUAACUCAGGAAGCUGAGGCUCAACAGGGACAGAGGUACUGGUCAAACCAAGAGGGUACAAAUAAUCAGAUGUAGGUGGAAGGACUGAGGGGAGGUACGGACAUGAUGGAGUUACCCAAGGCAAACGGCGGGAUAAGCUCCUCACCUUUGCUUUUGGCUUAAGCACAGUGUUAUUACACAUUAAUUUUUUUUAUGCUGAUUUUUGUAUUUUCUACAACUUUGCACUAAUGUUUUUUUUAUAUCAAUGUAUGUUUGUUUAUAAUUUGUAUAUCUUUUUUACGCUUUCUUGUGUUUUGUCAUUUCUUUCUGGACAUUCUCGGUCAUCCCAUCCUUUAAAAAAAUCAGUCCACGUGUAACAACAUGUAUGUUCAUGUUUGAAGGCAGAGAGCGAAGCCUGUGGAUGUGUUUUUUUUCCCGUAAAAAUGAGCAAACACCCGGACGCUGGGAAACAUGACUAACCUCAUCGUCUUACAUCAUCCUGCCACUCGCUCAUUCUGGGAUAUUUUUGUUCCUUGGAGGUUUAGCACUGUAAAUAAAAGUCUGUAACCGGCGGCGGAGUCGAUGGAAACAACUUCUGCUCCAACAAAAUUCACCAGCUGAAACUUUGCAUCAUGCAUGCACUUAUUUUUUUAUAUCUACAUAGUUUUGUCAUUGGAAAUGGACCAUAUUCCAACACACAUUUGUUUGAACGAGGCGCUGUGUUUCUCAGAUGUAUGCAUCAAAGGUACUUAUAUAUACAGUGAUAGUUUAUACCUGUAGCAUUACUGAAAUUCCUUGUUAAGAUAAAGUGUACAUUUCUUGCAAUACCUUUGGUACUGUAUACUCAGUGAUAGUCUUACAUUGUUUGUGAACCACAGAGGAUGAUGCUGAGACUGAGGUCUGCAGAUACACCUCUUGUAUUAUAGCAGUACGUAUCUGGAAAAAACAAAAACAAAACUGAUCUUACAAGCAGAUUCCAGCAAAAGUUCAGCUUUGAAUCUGAAAGAAUUUCACAACUUUACCUUCAGUGCCUUCAGAGAGCCAGUAUUUGUAUGUAGAUCUACAUACAGUAGAUGUGUGUGUGUCUCGGUGUGUUGAAUUGGGAGAAGACUGUACUAUAAUUGCCUUUAUAUUGUCACUGUCAUGAUUUGUAAACAAGUUUUUAUACAGUACCUACAGUAUUUUGUAUAAGAAAUAAAUGUGUUCGUCAUGAA
Molecule: messenger RNA, 5317 nt
Organism: Larimichthys crocea (large yellow croaker)
Lineage: Eukaryota; Metazoa; Chordata; Actinopteri; Sciaenidae
Gene: axl
Product: AXL receptor tyrosine kinase
Exons: 20
Coding region: 457-3288 (943 amino acids)
Biological process (GO): natural killer cell differentiation; positive regulation of kinase activity; protein phosphorylation
Cellular component (GO): plasma membrane; signaling receptor complex
Molecular function (GO): ATP binding; transmembrane receptor protein tyrosine kinase activity; protein binding
Source: RefSeq, a predicted model, not a curated record